Molecule: messenger RNA, 3868 nt
Organism: Dreissena polymorpha
Lineage: Eukaryota; Metazoa; Mollusca; Bivalvia; Myida; Dreissenidae
Product: ankyrin repeat domain-containing protein 50-like
Exons: 10
Coding region: 269-3646 (1125 amino acids)
Source: RefSeq, a predicted model, not a curated record
AUGGGAAGUUUUCAACAUUCCACCAAGCACAACCGCACAAAGUGGUGGACGUACGAAGCGCACGUUCGACAAGUUCAGCCACAUUGCAGUAGAUUAAAAGCAGAGGAGUGAAGUGUGUUAGCGUCUGGAUACAAAUUGCUAUCAUCGAUGAGAAAAAAUGGAAAAUGAAGGGCAACCAAAAGAACAUAUCUUCGGAUUGAAAACGGAUCAGAGAAUGCUUAAUGAUAAUGAAACUGUCAUGUCAUAAUAACUUCUAUUCUGUGGUCUCAUGACGAUGGCUGCAACUACCAACAUUUUCAAGGACAGGGAGACCAAUAACUGGUUCAAGGCGUGCAUUGCCCUCAAUGUGACGAAGGAAGGACUGACUAACUUCGUUGAAAUGACAAUGAAAAAGGUCCACGCAGCAAUUGGUAGCAGUUGUGGGCAAUAUUAUAUUGAACAAGUAAAACUUGGUAUAAUAUCAUAUCACCGAUUCAAAGGUCCUUCAUGGAAGAACACUAAUGAACAAGGUUGGAAAUCAAACUGGUGGGAUAUAGCCAAAUGCUACCUUCCUCCACAAGGAUAUGCUUACGUGUCAUCGGUUCAGGAAUCAGACUUUAAUGCAGUGAUAAACAUAAUAUUGAACUGCACAGAUUUCGAGAAUUAUCUCUCCCCCUCCUGGCUAUCACCUCCACCGCCUGACCAGCAAUGUCCUUUAGAAAAAGUCCGUCAAAUAGGCAGAAAUGUACGCCACAGUGCCAACUGCAAGACAACAGAUGCUGAACUUCAAGACUAUUUCCAGAUUUUGACCAGGCUACUGGCAGAUCCAGUAUGUCUGGCGCAUGAUACGAGUGCCAAUAUAGCCCUCAAUAGGCUUACUGAUCUUCAGAAUGACCGCCUCCCUCUUACUGAAUUUGGCAAUCUGAUUCAAGAGUUCAAACAAGCAAUUGAACGUGUUAAAGAUGCCGCUGAGGAAGAAUUCUCUGAAAAGGCAAAGCAUACGCUUGAAAAAGGCUUUAACAAAAUUAAGGAAGCAAUGAAGGACAGUGAAGAAAUGAUUGGAAAGAAAAUGGAUGAGAAUAUUCAGACCCUAUAUGACAGGACAGAAUAUUGUAAACAACGAAUAGGAGAUCAGACUUCAAAAGCUGAACAUACAAUACAGACAAAGACAUGUGUCUCAAUAACACAAAUAGACACACUGACAAAAAGCAGUGUUCAACUUAUAGAAGACCACACUAGAGUUAACAUUGAGCGCAUGCAACUGAAAAUUGAUGACAAGGCGGAAGAAGACUACGAAAGAGGCUUAGAAGUGAUCAAAGGACGACAGGUCAUAGAGUCGGCCACAAUGGAAGGACGUGACGCUGUUAUUUCUGCCACAGAGGCUAGUGUGACGGAAAUCAAGGCUACAGUAAUCAAAGGACAGCAGGUCGUAGAGUCGGCCACAAUAAAAGGUCAUGACGCUGUUUCUUCUGCCACAGAGACUGGUGUGACGGAAGUCAAGGCUACCGUGAUCAAAGGACAAUGGGCCAUAGAGUCGGCCACAAUGGAAGGUCAUGACGCUGUUACUUCUGCCACAAAGGCUUGUGUGACGGAAGUUAAUGCUACAAUGAUAAAAGGGCAGCAGGUCGUAGAGUCGGCCACAAUGGAAGGACGUGACGCUGUUAUUUUUGCCACAGAGGCCGGUGUGACGGAAGUUAAGGCCACAGUGAUCAAAGGAGAGUGGGUCAUAGAGUCGGCUACAAUGGAAGGUCAUGACGCUGUUACUUCUGCCACAGAGGCUGGUGUGACGGAAGUCAAGGCUACAGUGAUCAAAGGACAGCGGGUAGUAGAGUCUGCCACAAUGGAAGGUCAUGACGCUGUUUCUUCUGCCACAGAGGCUGGUGUGACGGAAGUUAGGACUACAGUGAUCAAAGGACAGCAGGUCAUAGAGUCGGCCAAAAUAGAAGGAAAUGACGCUAUUACAUCUGCCACAGAGGCUGGUGUGACGGAAGUUAAGACUACAGUUAACAAGGGACAGUGGGUCAUAGAGUCGGCCACAAUGGAAGGUCAUGACGCUGUUACUUCUGCCACAGAGGCUGGUGUGACGGAAGUCAAGGCUACAGUGAUCAAAGGACAGCGGGUAGUAGAGUCUGCCACAAUGGAAGGUCACGACGCUGUUUCUUCUGCCACAGAGGCUGGUGUGACGGAAGUUAGGACUACAGUGAUCAAAGGACAGCAGGUCAUAGAGUCGGCCAAAAUAGAAGGUAAUGACGCUAUUACAUCUGCCACAGAGGCUGGUGUGACGGAAGUUAAGACUACAGUUAACAAGGGACAGUGGGUCAUAGAGUCGGCCACAAUGGAAGGUCAUGACGCUGUUACUUCUGCCACAGAGGCUGGUGUGACGGAAGUCAAGGCUACAGUGAUCAAAGGACAGCGGGUCAUAGAGUCGGCCACAAUGGAAGGACGUGACGCUGUUAUUUCUGCCACAGAGGCUAGUGUGACGGAAAUCAAGGCUACAGUAAUCAAAGGACAGCAGGUCGUAGAGUCGGCCACAAUAAAAGGUCAUGACGCUGUUUCUUCUGCCACAGAGACUGGUGUGACGGAAGUCAAGGCUACCGUGAUCAAAGGACAAUGGGCCAUAGAGUCGGCCACAAUGGAAGGUCAUGACGCUGUUACUUCUGCCACAAAGGCUUGUGUGACGGAAGUUAAUGCUACAAUGAUAAAAGGGCAGCAGGUCGUAGAGUCGGCCACAAUGGAAGGACGUGACGCUGUUAUUUUUGCCACAGAGGCCGGUGUGACGGAAGUUAAGGCCACAGUGAUCAAAGGAGAGUGGGUCAUAGAGUCGGCUACAAUGGAAGGUCAUGACGCUGUUACUUCUGCCACAGAGGCUGGUGUGACGGAAGUCAAGGCUACAGUGAUCAAAGGACAGCGGGUAGUAGAGUCUGCCACAAUGGAAGGUCAUGACGCUGUUUCUUCUGCCACAGAGGCUGGUGUGACGGAAGUUAGGACUACAGUGAUCAAAGGACAGCAGGUCAUAGAGUCGGCCAAAAUAGAAGGUAAUGACGCUAUUACAUCUGCCACAGAGGCUGGUGUGACGGAAGUUAAGACUACAGUUAACAAGGGACAGUGGGUCAUAGAGUCGGCCACAAUGGAAGGUCAUGACGCUGUUACUUCUGCCACAGAGGCUGGUGUGACGGAAGUCAAUGUUACAGUUAUCAAAGGACAGGGGGUCGUAGAGUCGGCCACAAUGGAAGGUCAUGACGCGCUUACUUCUGCCACAGAGGCUGGUGUGACGGAAGUAAAGGCUACCGUGAUCAAAGGACAGCGGGUCAUAGAGUCGGCCACGAUGGAAGGAUGUGACGCUGUUACUUCUGCCACAGAGGCUGGUGUGACCGAACUUUCGAAACAAGCAAAAACACUCCUAGCAGAUCUUACUAAAGAUAGCAUAGGCAUCAAGACACAAAAGGAGGACACAGAUUUCGAAAUGCAAUGUAACGUGUUAACAGUGUGGCAAACCUUGGUUUUGUCAGACGAGAUCAAUGAACUGCUGCUCUUGAAGCGCACUCAGCCCUUGCUCAAUCAGUUGAAGACAUCGUCAGAUACUGGACCCUGGUGCCGUUCCAUAUCAACUCUGUUAUCAUUGACUUCCCUGAAAGGAUGCACGUUGAUUAUGAAGUCAGAUAGCUGAUCAAGAUACACGACCGGUAAAACGAAGUGCGGAAAACAAUGUUAUUUGUUUACAUCGAAAUGAUUUGAACAGAAGAAACGCCAUGGUUUGAUUUGCAGUUUUUUAAUUGUCUAGACUCAAUGUUAAUCAUGUAAAUAUAUACUGAUGAGAAGAUAGGGUUUGAUUGUGCCUAUAAAUGUACUGCAGACUUUUUAAAAGGUUUUGAUUGGUAUAAUACACUCU